AUGUCGCGCAAUAUCAACCAGCCGGUAUCCCAGAUCAAGCUGACCAACGUGUCGCUAGUGCGCCUCAAAAAGGGCAAGAAGCGCUUCGAGAUCGCCUGCUACAAGAACAAGGUGCUUGAGUGGCGCUCAGGCAUCGAGACCGACCUGGACAAUGUUCUCCAGAUCCCCAACGUCUUUCUCAACGUCUCCAAGGGUCAGAGCGCCCCGACCGCCGAGCUGAUCAAGGCCUUUGGCGCCGACGCCACCACCGAGUCGGUCGUGCUCGAGAUCCUGCGCAAGGGCGAGAUGCAGGUCGGCGACAAGGAGCGAGCGGCCCAGCUAGAGCGCGUGCACCACGAGGUCAUCGACCUGGUAGCCGGAAAACUGGUAGACCCACGCACUAGGCGGGUCUACACGACCGGCAUGAUCGAAAAGGCCCUCGACAUGAUCAGCACCCAGGCACACCAACAUCAUCAGGGCGGUGGCGCGGCAGCAACAGCAGCAGCAGCAGCAGCAGCAGCAGCAGCAGCAGAGGGCGAGACACCGGCAGAGGCACCAGUCAAGACACCCAUGUGGACGGGCGUCACCACGGCCAAGAGCGCCAAGUCGCAGGCCCUCGAUGCCAUGAAGGCCCUCGUGGCCCUGCAGCCGAUUCCAGUCAUGCGCGCCCGCAUGCGUCUGCGCGUCAGCUGCACGACCAGCGUGCUCAAGCAGCCGGUCAAGGCCACGGCCGCCGCAGGAGCAGCAUCCUCUGCCGGACCCGUCGUCGGGACCCCGUCCUCUGGCGGAAAGGGUGGCGGAAAGAACAACAAAAAGGGCCAAGGCCGCUCCGAGUCGGCUGCUGCAGUCACGGCACCGCACCAGAACAAGGACGAGGACGAGGACGGCAGCCAGCGCAAGGCGGCCGCUACUGUCAAGGACCGCAUCCUCGGCUACAUCGAGCAGGUCGAGAGCCAGGAUGUCAUCGGGUCGACCUGGGAGGUGGCCGGCUUUGUCGAGCCCGGCGCCUAUAAGGCCCUCUCUGACUUUGUCAGCAAUGAGACCCGUGGACAGGGCCGUGUCGAGGUUCUGGACGUUGCCGUGACCCACGACGACUGA
Molecule: messenger RNA, 1077 nt
Organism: Grosmannia clavigera kw1407
Lineage: Eukaryota; Fungi; Ascomycota; Sordariomycetes; Ophiostomatales; Ophiostomataceae
Product: upf0023 family protein
Exons: 1
Coding region: 1-1077 (358 amino acids)
Biological process (GO): ribosome biogenesis
Source: RefSeq, a predicted model, not a curated record